UCCCCUCCCCAGCUUCCUUUCUUCUUGACGGGACAGGAUCUUUCGAGAUCUCCGCUGCUUCUUCACCCUCCCUCUCUCUCCCUUACUUCCUCCCUGUUCCUUCCUCCCGCCUCCCUUCCUUCACAGACACACGCGCACGCGCCUUCCGUCUCGCGAGGAGGCGACCCGAGUCGCGCGCCGCUGCCCAUUUAAACAGAGCCGAGGCGGUCGCUCGCUGCCACUCAACGACGCGGCGGCGGCGGAGAAGGAGGGCUUCUCUGCUCUUUCUCCUUCCCGUGCCCCUCUUUGCCAGGCCGCCGGCCGGCCCUGUAUAGGCCUCCUCCCCAGCUCCAUUCCCCCUUCAGGCCUCCCCUCGCUUCGUCUCCCUCAGGCCCGGCUUCGACGGAGGAGGCCGCCUCUCUGCCAGGAUGUCGGUGGUGGGCAUCGACCUGGGCUUCCAGAGCUGCUAUGUGGCGGUGGCCCGGGCGGGGGGCAUCGAGACCAUCGCCAACGAGUACAGCGACCGCAGCACCCCGUCAUGCAUAGCCUUUGGACCUAAGAAUCGUUCAAUUGGAGCAGCAGCUAAAAGUCAAGUAAUUUCAAAUGCGAAGAAUGCAGUGCAAGGUUUUAAAAGAUUUCACGGUCGUGCGUUUUCAGAUCCCUUUGUUCAAGAUGAAAAAGCAAAACUUGCUUAUGAACUUGUCCAGCUACCAUCACAUUCAGUUGGCAUCAAGGUAAUGUAUAUGGAAGAAGAACGAAGUUUUACCAUAGAACAGAUGACAGGAAUGCUCCUCACUAAACUAAAAGAAACAGCAGAGAAUGCACUUAAAAAGCCUAUGGUUGAUUGUGUUGUGUCUGUUCCUUGUUUCUAUACAGAUGCAGAGCGGAGAUCUGUGAUGGAUGCUACACAGAUUGCUGGACUCAACUGCUUACGGUUAAUUAAUGAAACUACUGCAGUUGCUCUGGCAUAUGGGAUCUAUAAACAAGAUCUACCCACAUUGGAGGAAAAACCACGAAAUGUGGUGUUUGUUGACAUAGGGCAUUCAGCUUAUCAAGUUUCAGUAUGUGCAUUCAACAAGGGAAAAUUGAAGGUUCUUGCAACAGCAUUUGAUACAGUACUUGGUGGCAGGAAAUUUGAUGAAGUCCUAGUAAAUUAUUUUUGUGAAGAGUUUGGGAAGAAAUACAAACUAGACAUAAAGUCCAAAAUUCGUGCACUGUUGAGAUUGUCUCAGGAAUGUGAGAAACUGAAGAAGCUGAUGAGUGCAAAUGCCUCUGAUUUGCCAAUGAACAUAGAAUGUUUCAUGAAUGAUAUUGAUGUCUCUGGGACUAUGAACAGGAGUAAAUUCUUAGAGAUGUGUGAAGAUCUUUUGGCUAGAGUAGAACCACCACUUCGCAGUGUACUGGAACAAGCUAAGUUAAAGAAGGAGGAUAUCUAUGCAGUAGAAAUAGUAGGAGGGACUACAAGAAUACCUGCUGUAAAAGAGCGUGUCAGUAAAUUCUUUGGUAAAGAAGUUAGUACAACAUUGAAUGCCGAUGAAGCUGUCGCUCGAGGCUGUGCACUGCAGUGUGCUAUUUUAUCCCCGGCGUUUAAAGUGAGAGAAUUUUCUAUCACAGAUUUGGUACCGUAUCCUAUUUCUUUAAAAUGGAAUUCCCCAGCAGAAGAAGGAAUAAGUGACUGUGAGGUCUUCCCAAAGAAUCAUGCUGCACCAUUUUCCAAAGUCCUCACAUUCUACAGAAAGGAACCUUUCACUUUGGAGGCUUAUUAUAGCUGCCCUAAGGAACUGCCUUAUCCAAAUUCUGCCAUAGCUCAGUUUUUAAUUCAGAAGGUGAUUCCACAAGCAGAUGGAUCCAGUUCAAAAGUUAAAGUCAAAGUCAGAGUAAAUAUCCAUGGCAUUUUCAGUGUCUCAAGUGCAUCCCUUGUGGAAGUUCAUAAAUCAGAAGAGAAUGAGGAGCCCAUGGAAACUGAUCAGCAUGCAAAAGAGGAAGAGAAGAUGCAAGUAGAUCAGGAAGAGCAACAGAAAACUGAGGAGAACCAGCAGCAAGCACCAGCUGAAAACAAGACUGAAUCUGAGGAAAUGGAGACUUCCCAAGCUGGAGCAAAAGAGAAGAAAACAGAUCAGCCUCCUCAAGCUAAAAAAGCUAAAGUAAAGACAACAACAAUUGAUCUUCCAAUUGAAAACCAGUUGGUGUGGCAGAUAGGAAAGGAUAUGUUGAACUUAUUUAUUGAGAAUGAGGGUAAAAUGAUCAUGCAGGAUAAAUUGGAGAAAGAACGGAAUGAUGCCAAGAAUGCAGUGGAGGAGUAUGUUUAUGAAAUGAGAGACAAGCUUUGUGGUUUAUAUGAAAAAUUUGUUAGUGAGGAGGAUCGUAACAGUUUCACUCUGAGGCUGGAAGACACAGAAAACUGGUUAUAUGAAGAAGGUGAAGACCAACCAAAACAAGUUUACAUUGAUAAGUUGGCAGAACUUAAAGCUAUGGGACAGCCUAUUCAGGCACGGUUUCAAGAAUCUGAAGAAAGACCAAAAGCUUUUGAAGAGCUUGGAAAGCAAAUCCAGCAGUAUAUGAAAGCUGUCCUUGCUUUUAAAGCAAAGGAUGAACAAUAUGACCACUUAGAACCUGCAGAAGUGGCCAAAGUGGAAAAGAGUGCGAAUGAAGUGAUGGAGUGGAUGAAUAACAAGCUCAAUCUUCAGAACAAGCGAAGCCUUACUUUGGAUCCUGUUAUUACAGCUAAGGAGAUCGAAGCAAAAACAAAAGAACUAAUAAAUAUAUGUAAUCCUGUAGUCAACAAACCAAAACCGAAGGUGGAACUUCCAAAAGAGGAUCAAAAACCAACAGAACAAAAUGGUCCAGUAGAAGGCCAAGGCGAUGGCUCCCAAGGGUCUCAGACUGCUGAGCAGAAUACUGAUUCAGCAACCCAAGCACCCACAGAAAAAAAACUUCCAGAAAUGGACAUUGAUUGAUUGAAUUCCAGCUGUUGUUUAUAUUUAGAAACUACAAUAAAGCUUUAAGUUGUCAAUUUUAUGUUCCAAAUAUAAAUGGGAGCCAAGUAAGAACUGCAGCUUUCUCACAUUAUGCUUUUUGGAUGGGGCUGGUCAUUAUGAAACAUCUUAUAUCUUGGGUAGCAAACUUCAGUUGGAUAAGUUCAGUCAUUUUGCCAUAUAACUUUAGAAGGCCCUGGUAGAUUUAUAAAGACCCUUAAGUUUAACCUUAUUCCGCUUUGAGUCCAAUUUUAAAAGAAGAAUGAGUGCAAUUGGAAAAUAAUUUUGUUCUUUAAAAGUACCCCUGCGUUGAUAUUGUGGAUUGCAGCAGCUGCAUUAUAGGUAUCCAUUGACAGAAGAAUGCCAGAAAUGUUUGACAUGUUGGUUCUAUUGCACAAGAACAUAAUAAAAGCAUCGGUUUGUGAUCCUUCUGCAAUUAAAGAAGCAAGAAUGGCAUAUUUUCUAGCUGGAAGCUGAUUUUAUUUUAUAUUGUACCAUUGAUAGUUUUGUGAGCAUCUAUGGCACCAUGGAACAGAUUACAUGUUUGCGCUAAAUAUGAAGAACUAAAAUGGCUGGAGUGUUUUUUCCAGGUUGUGUCUGCACUCCACUAUGAAUAUUGAUGUCCUGGGCAUUGUAUCAAAUUGUGUAUCUGGUAUGAAGCAUAGCAGAUGUAUAACUAAAUCCUGCUAUUACAUGCAGAUAUGUAUACUUAUGGUAAAUUCUCCCCAGCUAUAUGAAAUGCUAUGUAAAUUUCUGUCUCUAGUUAUGUACCUGCUUGUAGGAAAAGAGGAUAUAAUGUUAGCUGUCUGCACGUAAGGAUGAUUCUGAUUAGUUGCUAACCCUGAAGAGAGUAUUUGCUUCUUACACAUGGAAGUGCUCAGCUUUACCUUCCAACAACAGCAGCAAAGGUCUGGCAGUUUACUCAUGUGCUCCUCUACACUUGGGCUGUGUUUUUCUUCUAGUAAUUGAUAAUUGUCAUAAACUUGUAUGUGUUGAAAUCAAAAUGGAAAUAUCCAUGCACAUUGCAAGAAAUAAAUGCACUGGAUUGUACUGGAUUUUUAACACUGUUGAUUAUGGCUAUGGGAAAUCAAAUUCUUUUGAGUGGAAAAAACCAUUCUUUUGUUUUCCUUCACACACACAAAAAAAACCCUUGUUUGCAUAGGUUAUGCAAUCCUUGUUCUGCAUUAAACAGUUUAGACCUUAUCUUAAUGCUUUCAUUUAACUAAGGGUUUGGUUAUCUACUGUACUGUUAGUGUACUGGACUGUCAAAGAACUUCUUAACUACAUCCAUGUGAGGUUACCAUUUUAGCUCCAUAAACUUUCAACUUCCAGGUAAGAUGACAAAAAAUGUUUAUGGGUUUGGAGAGACUUCUCAAAAUAUCUUGAGUCUUAAUUUGAAUUUAGAAAAAAUAAUAGCAAUAAUAUUCUGUCUGAUCAUCAGUUGUCUGCUAACAACAGCUGGAACCCUUGCAUCUAUUGAAAUAAAAGCUUUAGCUCUUGUCAUGCCCCAU
Molecule: messenger RNA, 4465 nt
Organism: Sceloporus undulatus (fence lizard)
Lineage: Eukaryota; Metazoa; Chordata; Lepidosauria; Squamata; Phrynosomatidae
Gene: HSPA4
Product: heat shock protein family A (Hsp70) member 4
Exons: 19
Coding region: 408-2936 (842 amino acids)
Biological process (GO): protein folding
Cellular component (GO): cytosol; nucleus
Molecular function (GO): ATP-dependent protein folding chaperone; ATP binding
Source: RefSeq, a predicted model, not a curated record